AUGCGCUGCUGCUUCACUGCAGAAUACAGGGAUGUGAAGUAUGAUCUGGUGCUCAGCAGCGGCUUCCUGGCAUUUGCAAACCACUGCGGCUUUCUGCAAGCAGUGGAGGAUGUGGGCCUGCCCAUCAACGGCAUCAUGGGCACCUCGGCUGGCGCUCUCAUAGGCUCCAUGUAUGCUGCCGGCUACACGCCCCGGGAGAUAGUAGCAGAGUUCUCCAAGCAUGCGCCCAUCGACCGGCUGAAGUGCCACGGGCGGCCCUGGGAGGGCGUGCUGUCCAUGGCGCCGCUGAUUGAGGAGCUGCAGGCACUGCUGCCGGGCAGCUUUGCAGAGCUGAACCGGGACUUUGCGUGCGGCGUGGUGGGCGCCGACGGCCGGCACGUGCUUCUUGACCGCGGCUGCCUGCCCGCCGCCGUCUCCGCCUCAGCCGCAAUCCCCGUGAUCUUCUGCCCGGUGCCGGUGCCAGACCGCGCCGACGGCCCCUUCAUCGACGGCGGCAUCCGGUGCAGGAUAGGGCUGGACCUGUGGCGGCAGAACCGCUACGGCAGCGAUGCAGCGGCUGCCGCUCCUGCUGUGGUGCACCUCAUUGGGCGCAGCUCGCCCUUCAGCGGCAACGACAACACCGCGGGCCUAGCCCACCAGAAGGCGGUGGUCGUCAAGUCGCCCAAGAGCGGCGUCAGCUUCUGGAGCUACGGCGACUACGAGGAGCAGUUUGAGGCGGCCCGCAGCCGGGCGCUGCCCGUGCUGCGCCAGCUGCUGCUUGAAGACGACCAGCACAGCAGCGGCGGGGGCGUGCUGCCCUCCGGCAGCGGCAGCGCGGCGGCCGGCCCUGGCAGGCUGGCGGCCGCCGGCAGCGGCUGA
Chlorella variabilis is the source of this 858-nucleotide messenger RNA. RefSeq lists its product as hypothetical. The record is from RefSeq and is a predicted model, not a curated record. The transcript has 6 exons. Gene Ontology annotation, biological process: lipid metabolic process. Bases 1 to 858 code for a protein of 285 amino acids. NCBI's taxonomy places the organism in Eukaryota, Viridiplantae, Chlorophyta, Trebouxiophyceae, Chlorellales, Chlorellaceae.